Molecule: messenger RNA, 258 nt
Organism: Diutina rugosa
Lineage: Eukaryota; Fungi; Ascomycota; Pichiomycetes; Serinales; Debaryomycetaceae
Exons: 1
Coding region: 1-258 (85 amino acids)
Source: RefSeq, a predicted model, not a curated record
AUGCAAUUCAAGACUGUUACCACUCUCGCCAUCGCCUCGUUGGCUGUCGCUGCUCCCAUGGCCUGUCAAGAUGGCUCUUGUCAACAAGGCGGUGCUAUCCAAGGCGGCCAAGCUGGUGGCAGCCAACAAGGCGGUAGCUCCACCACCGUGGUUGAAGAGGAACAAGGUCAAUCUAAGUUGAACAACCCCUUGGGUCCCGUGGGUGCCAUUGCUGCUGCCAUCUGGGGUUGUGCCAUGUCGAUCUUGGGCACUGCUUAA